This is a messenger RNA of Cylas formicarius (sweet potato weevil), 9158 nucleotides long. RefSeq names its product DNA polymerase epsilon catalytic subunit 1 (gene DNApol-epsilon255). Gene Ontology annotation, molecular function: single-stranded DNA 3'-5' DNA exonuclease activity; DNA binding; DNA-directed DNA polymerase activity. The record is from RefSeq and is a predicted model, not a curated record. The transcript has 32 exons. Gene Ontology annotation, cellular component: nucleus; epsilon DNA polymerase complex. The coding region runs from base 650 to 9121 and encodes 2823 amino acids. Gene Ontology annotation, biological process: DNA replication proofreading; mitotic cell cycle; nucleotide-excision repair, DNA gap filling. NCBI's taxonomy places the organism in Eukaryota, Metazoa, Arthropoda, Insecta, Coleoptera, Brentidae.
ACUUAUGGCCGGACAUCUUUUCUACUUUUAUAAGGUGUUCACUGUACCUCUCCUGGCGUAGUAGUAAGAUUUCAUAUUUAGUCAACAUCUCUGCUUUGUGAACGACUUUGCAACUUAUUUUCAAAUUUUCCACGGUUUGCUUUUUAAUUAAUAACCAAAAUAAUGCCAAAGGCAUAGUUAAGGAAAGGAAUGACACGUCUAUGAGGAACAAUGCCUUUUUUUUUUUCGAAAAAACUCUUAUUCUAUUCUACGACUCAUGAAGUGCCGUAUAUUUGCCAUGUUUAUUGUGGAGCUCUCCAAUAAAAUACUAGUUGCUUUGAGUUAUUCUAACUAAAUUUUCUAUUGCUUUUACAUUAACAUUAUAAGAUAAUUUCCAAUCAUUGUUUUGUUUGAACUGGCGUUUGAAUCAUUCUGCUCUUCUAAAAGGAUUGAUACGAACAAAAGGGAUAUUACAGUUUUCUGAGUUUAAACAAACUUAGUUUCAUUCAUUGCUGGAAUAAAUUCAAGCAAUUUUAUGCUUCGCUUUGGUCAUUUAUUAUUAAUCCUCCAUUCAAAAAAUUAAUAGAAGUAUUUAUAUAGAUAUUCAUUGCUGCUAGAUUAGGUUAUCUGCUCUUUGUUUUCUUUUUGUGCUGUUUGUAUUUUUCCUAAAAUGCCUGAAUUGAAAGUUACUCCCCUUGGAGCUGGUCAAGAUGUUGGUAGAAGCUGCAUUUUACUAUCGAUGGGCAAUAAAAAUAUCAUGUUGGAUUGCGGAAUGCAUAUGGGGUACAAUGAUGAAAGGAGAUUUCCUGAUUUUGGCUACAUUACACCUGAAGGACCCCUAACACCCUUCAUUGACUGUGUAAUUAUUUCUCAUUUUCAUCUUGAUCAUUGUGGAGCAUUACCUUACAUGUCGGAGAUGGUUGGUUACAAUGGCCCCAUUUAUAUGACGCAUCCAACUAAGGCAAUUGCUCCUAUUUUAUUAGAAGACAUGAGAAAAGUUUCUGUUGAGAAAAAGGGGGAGCAAAAUUUUUUCACAUCUCAAAUGAUUAAAGAUUGCAUGAAAAAAGUUGUUGCUGUUACUUUGCAUCAGACAGUAAUGGUUGAUAAUGAACUUGAAAUAAAGGCGUACUACGCGGGACAUGUACUGGGUGCCGCAAUGUUUUGCAUUAAAGUAGGGUCACAAUCUGUUGUAUAUACAGGUGAUUAUAAUAUGACACCAGAUAGACAUUUAGGAGCUGCUUGGAUAGACAAAUGCCGCCCAGAUUUGUUAAUAUCAGAGUCAACAUAUGCUACUACAAUUAGAGAUUCGAAAAGAUGCAGAGAAAAAGACUUUUUAAAAAAAGUCCAUGAAUGUAUUGAAAGAGGUGGAAAAGUUUUGAUUCCAGUUUUUGCUCUUGGGAGAGCCCAAGAACUAUGUAUUUUACUUGAAACUUACUGGGAAAGAAUGAAUUUAAAAGCUCCUAUUUAUUUUGCACUUGGACUAACAGAGAAAGCAAACAAUUACUACAAAAUGUUUAUCACAUGGACAAACCAAAAGAUAAGGAAAACAUUUGUACAAAGGAACAUGUUUGAUUUUAAGCACAUUAAACCUUUUGAUAGGCAAUAUAUUGAUAAUCCAGGUCCCAUGGUUGUUUUUGCUACUCCUGGUAUGUUACAUGCUGGAUUAAGUUUACAGAUAUUUAAAAAGUGGGCUCCAAAUGAAAAUAAUAUGAUAAUAAUGCCAGGUUUUUGCGUCCAGGGCACUGUCGGUCAUAAAAUUUUAAACGGAGCAAAAAAAGUGGAAUUUGAAAAUCGCCAAGUGGUUGAAGUUAAAAUGUCUGUAGAAUAUAUGAGUUUUUCAGCUCAUGCAGAUGCCAAGGGAAUAAUGCAACUUAUACAAUAUUGCGAACCCAAAAAUGUGAUGCUGGUACAUGGUGAAGCAGAAAAAAUUGCAUUUUUAAAAGAAAAAAUUCAGAAGGAAUUUAAUAUUAACUGUUACAACCCUGCAAAUGGUGAGACCAAUAUAAUCCAUACUCCAGUGAAAAUCCCAAUAGAUGUAUCAUUACCCUUACUGAAGUCUGAAGCAAAAAAAUUUAGUGCUCUUCCACCAAAUCCGAAAAGGCGAAGGAUUUUGCAUGGAGUUCUGGUCAUGAAGGAUAACAAUAUAUGCCUAAUGGACGUUGAGGAUGCUUGUAAAGAAGCUGGUAUCAAUCGUCAUGUAAUCCGAUUCACUUCUACAAUUUCUGUUAAUGAUAACGGACCCAGCUUGUCCACAGCUCACAAGCUACAUAAUUUGCUAAAGGAGAAAUUGUCACAAUGGCCAGUAACUUUUUGUGAAGGGGAAAUUUCAGUUGAAUCUGUCCUAGUGAAGGUGGAAGGGGAUGAUGAUGACCAGAAAACUGUGUAUGUAUCUUGGACUAACCAGGACGAAGAUUUAGGAAGUUAUAUAUUGAGCCUAAUUAAUUGUAUAGGUACUCGUUUAGCUUUUAUAGUCGUCAAUUUUAUUCAUGAAAUGGUGUUACCGAACACCGGAAAAUUUAGGAUUAAUCGACCGCCAAAAAAAGAUGAACAACAUGAUAAUACUCCUGUAUAUAGGGAAGAAAGUUCGGAAUUUAGAUUACGACAGGUGCUGGAAAAUGAGGAAAUUGAUAAUAAAUAUGGCUUUGGAAAACUUUCCGAAAAUACUAAACGCACUGGAUUUCUCUUAAAUAUGCAUGCAUCUGAAAUACUAGAUGAAGAUAAAAGAUUAUGCUCUGUAGUAGACUAUUAUUUUAUGGAAGAAGAUGGCACACGUUUUAAAACAUCUUAUCCAUAUAUGCCAUAUUUUUACAUACUGACCAAAAGGGAUUUUAUUCAAGAAGUUUCACAGUUUCUUUCAAAAAGAUUUUCAGGGACUGUUGGAAUGAUUGAAACUGUUACCAAGGAAGAUCUUGAUCUGCCCAAUCAUCUAAUAGGUCUUAAACAGAAAUAUAUUAAAUUGUCUUUCUACAACCAAACUGAUUUGGUAAAAGUGAGAAGAGAGUUAUUGAGGGAAGUGCGUAAAAAUAAAGGAAGGCAAAGUGAAAAUGCUUUCUAUACAGAGUUGUUAGCUAGCAGUUUAACAAGCAAUUUAACAGAAUCUAAUUCUACAAAAGUCAAUUCGGAUCAAAUGGAGAAUAUUAUUGAUAUAAGGGAAUAUGAUGUACCGUAUCAUGUUCGGGUAUCAAUUGACUUGAAAAUAUUUUGUGGUUCUUGGUAUACAGUAUAUACAAAAAAUUCUUCCGCCGAUCCACCGCUAAUUACACCUCGAAGUGAUCUCAUUGAGAGGCCUGAACCAAUAGUGCUCGCCUUUGAUAUCGAAACUACAAAAUUGCCACUAAAGUUUCCCGAUUCAGCCACCGACCAAAUUAUGAUGAUAUCCUAUAUGAUCGAUGGCCAAGGAUAUUUGAUAACAAAUCGAGAAAUUCUUUCUGCUGAUAUUGAAGAUUUUGAAUACACUCCAAAACCAGAAUUUGAAGGCAAGUUCACAAUAUUUAAUGAAAAAAAUGAACAGGCCCUUAUUCAAAAAUUUUUCGACCAUAUUAUGGAUAUCAGGCCUCACAUUUUUGUUACUUACAAUGGAGAUUUCUUCGAUUGGCCUUUUAUUGAGGCCAGAGCAGCUUCUUAUGAUUUAGAUAUGAAAAAAGAAAUAGGAUUUUCGAGAAACAGGGAAGGAGUAUUUUGUUCCCGACCUGCAAUGCAUAUGGAUUGUCUUUGUUGGGUAAAAAGGGAUUCGUAUCUACCUGUUGGUGCUCAAAACUUAAAAGCCGUGGCCAAGGCUAAGUUAAGGUAUGAUCCAGUAGAACUAGAUCCCGAAGAAAUGUGUCCAUUGGCAGUUUCAGACCCCCAAGUGCUCUCCAAUUACUCAGUCUCUGAUGCUGUAGCAACUUACUAUCUGUAUAUGCAGUAUGUCCAUCCAUUUAUAUUUGCAUUGUGUACAAUUAUUCCCUGUGAACCAGACGAAGUUCUGCGUAAAGGUUCUGGUACUUUAUGUGAAGCCCUUUUAAUGGUGGAAGCUUUCCAUGCCAAUAUAAUUUUUCCAAAUAAGGAGGAAACCAUCCUUAAUAAAUUGACACAUGAUGGUCACGUGUUGCAACAAGAAACUUAUGUGGGCGGACACGUAGAGGCAUUGGAGUCAGGAGUAUUUCGUGCCGAUAUUCCAUAUCGAUUUAGAAUUGUCCCAGAUGCUGUGAAUAUGCUAAUUUCAAAAAUUCCUGAAACGUUGAAGCACGCUAUCGAAGUUGAGGAAAAUAUUCCAAUUGAUACCGUUGUCAAUUUGCAAGAUGUUGCAGAAGAAAUUAAAGCUAAACUUGUGGCACUUAAGCAACAGCCAAUGCGGCUAGAAAAACCUCUUAUCUAUCACUUAGAUGUCGGUGCUAUGUAUCCAAACAUUAUUUUAACCAAUCGCCUUCAGCCAUGUGCCAUUGUAAAUGAAACCAUUUGCGCAGCAUGUGAUUUUAACAAACCUGGAGCAGCAUGUCAAAGGAACAUGACUUGGACGAUGAGAGAAGAAUACUUACCUGCGAAUCGAAAUGAGUACCAAAGAAUUCAGCAACAGUUGGAAUUGGAAAAAUUUCCAUCAGUUUUACCAGGCGGACCGCCCAGAUCAUAUCAUCAAUUAUCUAGGCAAGAACAAGCCGAUUUAGAGAAGAAACGUUUACAGAUAUAUUGCCGAAAAGUAUACAAAAAAAUGAAAAUUACCAGAGUUGCAGAACGUACUACAACAAUAUGUCAAAAAGAAAACUCAUUUUAUGUUGACACAGUUCGAGCUUUUAGAGAUAGAAGGUACGAAUAUAAAGCACUUGCAAAAAAAGCAAAACAAGCAGUAACUGAAGCUAUCAAAGGGGGAGAUGCAUCAGAAAUAAAAUCUGCAAAGAAUCGUGAAGUGUUAUAUGACUCUUUGCAAUUAGCGCAUAAAUGUAUCUUAAAUUCUUUUUAUGGAUAUGUUAUGAGAAGGGGUGCUCGUUGGUUUAGUAUGGAAAUGGCUGGAAUUGUUUGCUAUACGGGAGCGAAUAUCAUCAUGAAAGCUAGAGAACUUAUAGAACAGGUUGGAAGACCACUAGAGCUCGACACAGACGGUAUUUGGUGUAUUCUACCAGCUUCUUUUCCCGAAAAUUUUACUAUUCAAACAACUCAUGAAAAAAAGAAAAAAUUCGUAAUUUCUUUCCCAAAUACAGUUUUAAAUGCCAUGGUUAAGGAACAUUUUACAAAUGAUCAAUACCAUGACCUCGUUGAUCCCGUAAAAUUGGAAUAUGUACAACGAAGUGAAAUUUCCAUUUUUUUUGAAGUUGACGGACCUUACAAAGCAAUGGUUUUGCCUGCUAGUAAAGAAGAAGGCAAGAAACUUAAAAAAAGAUAUGCGGUGUUCAACUUUGAUGGUUCUUUGGCUGAACUUAAAGGUUUUGAAGUGAAACGAAGAGGUGAGCUUCAACUUAUUAAAAAUUUCCAAUCAUCAGUCUUUGAAGCCUUCCUCAAGGGUGACACGCUGGAAUCCUGCUAUGCGUCCGUUGCUCAAGUAGCGGAUUAUUGGUUGGAUGUAUUAUAUUCUCAUGGCAGAAACAUGCCCGAUUCAGAACUUUUCGAUCUGAUUAGCGAAAAUAGAUCUAUGUCAAAGAAACUGGAAGAAUAUGGUCAACAAAAGAGUACAUCAAUAAGUACUGCAAAACGUUUAGCCGAAUUCCUUGGUGAUCAGAUGGUUAAGGAUGCCGGAUUGGCAUGCAAAUAUGUUAUCUCAAAAAGGCCAGAAGGAGCUCCAGUCACUGAAAGAGCUAUACCUUUAGCUAUUUUUCAAGCGGAAGACGCGGUGCAGAAACAUUUUUUGAGGAAAUGGCUUAAGGAUAGUAGCAUAAGCGAUAUUGACAUUAGAGAUAUACUCGAUUGGGAUUAUUACAUUGAAAGGUUGGGAGGAACAAUUCAAAAAAUUAUUACUAUACCGGCCGCCAUGCAGGGCGUUCCAAAUCCUGUGCCAAGAGUUAGACACCCAGAUUGGCUACAUAAAAAAAUUUUGGAAAAAAAUGACACUUACAAGCAGCGAAGAAUAACUGACAUGUUUUCCCUCUGCUCCAAAAGUGUGGAAAAUGGUGAAAGGAACAGCAAAACAAAUGCGUAUGAUAUAGAAGAUGUGCCGGGCACUAGUACUUCCCCCAGAUUUAUAAAGCCGAUAGCUAACGUUAAUAAAAGGAAAAGAGGUUCUGAAAAAGGAAACGAAUUUACUGAAGAUGAGCUAGAGAAAUCGUGGCGUGAAGUGUUGGGAAAUCCUUCUCCAUAUGGAUCUACCAAAGAGAGUCAUCAAAUGUGGAUACAAUUCCAAAAAAGGAAGUGGUUAUUUCAAUAUCUCCAAAAAAAUGUUGGCAUGCAAGGUAAAAAGAAAAGUGCCAAAGGUAGUUUGGCCGUCCUGAGGUCUUCCGCGCCUGGUUCGCUGGGUGGUUUUCUUCAGAAAACUCAACGAGCUUUAUUAACAGUUCCUUGGCAGAUUAUUCAGAUUGCACCUACAGCAACAGCUGGAGAAUUUAAACUGUGGACCUUGGUUCAAUCAGAGCUACAUUUGGUCAAAUUAACGAUCCCCAGAAUAUUUUAUGCCAAUCUUAAAAAGCCCAAAGUAGUUGAACAAGGCGAUCUAUUCAAAAAGUGUAAUCGCACGUUACCGCGUUCUCGUCCGGUAUAUAAUUUAUAUUUAUAUUCAGUACCAGAACAGCUAUUCAUAGAAAAUCAAAGAGAAAUGUAUUUGGAUUUGUCAGAUCCAAACGUCGAAGGAGUUUAUGAAACUAAAACUUCCCUCCAGUUUAGGGCUUUAAUUUCUCUGGGCUGCGUAUGCAAAGUAGCGAAAGGUGUAACAAGUUUAGAAAAAUUUGACUUAAGUGAACUUGACAUGGUUACUUUGGCUCGACAAUCUUACUUGUCCCAAGAUUUACUUAAGCAUUUGUACUUUUACCAUCACAAGCAUAUGACCAAACCGCAGCAGAUGUUUUCUUUAUUUCUCACUCCAUUGAAAAAGGCGUUGGUAAUUGUUUUAGAUACUGUAAGAACCAAUUUGAUGCCAAACAUGGUUAAUUUAUACAAUGCAGAAAGAUCCCUUAAGAAGGAGAAACAAAGCUCUGCCGAGGAACUUUUGCCACCGGAAGGCAUUCAGUUUGAAGUUCGUGUAGAGACUGAUAUUUCUCAAGUAUAUAAAAUUUUGAAUAAAGCUCUCCAGUCUUAUAAAGACGAAAAGAAAGGACCCACUUUAUUAGCAGUUCAGUCAGCUAUUGAUUUAUCAGCUUUGCAAAAGAAUGUACCAUUAUUUUUCGAUUUUCCUCAUACACAAAUACAUAUUCAGGAUAUAGAAGAACUCUACAAUGUCAUAGACUGGCAAAAAGUUGGUGCCAAAGCUAUAGUGCGGCAUUACUUAAACAGCGAAAAAGUUUUGGAAUUGAUGACUGAACAGUGUCGCUAUUUUCAUAUUCCCAUUGGAAAUUUACCAUCUGACCCCGCCAUUUUUGGCUGCGAUCUUUUCUUUGCACGACACUUACUUAAGGCUAACCAUGUCUUAUGGUGUUCCCAGCUCGAUAAACCUGAUCUAGGGGGCGUGGAAGAAACAGAUGCAAGAUUAAUUGCCGAAAAUCAAGAGGGAUCCAGUGAAGUUUGUAAUGUUCCUGGAUGGUAUUCCUCAGUAUGCGUCGAGUUAGAUAUUGAUAGUUUGGCCAUAAACACUUUACUUCAAUCGCACCACGUCACUGAUGUAGAAGGUACGAGUAAUGCCACCGCAUUUGAUGCGAACCUGGCUACUUCGAUUGAUGAUAUGAUAUCCGGAAAUAAUCAGGUUACUAUUUACGAUGAAAGCGCCAGAUGUGCUGAUGCUUUUAAAAUUCUGAAGGCUAUGGCAAGCGGUUGGAUGAGGGAUAUUUCGUUAUAUAGAAACGUCUUUGCCGAUUUCCAAGUUGUACAUUUUUAUCGUUGGUUAAGAUCUCCAAAGGCGUUAUUGUAUGAGCCGGCGCUGUUGAGAACACUACAAACAUUAAUGAAGAAACUGUUUCUUCAAUUAGUGGCUGAAUUUAAACGGCUCGGUUGCACCAUUAUUUACGCCAAUUUUAAUAGAAUUGUUAUUUGUACGAAGAAACACAACGUGGAGGAUGCAUUGGCAAAUGUCGAGUUUGUUGUCAACUCCAUAAGAAAUAAAGAAUUGUAUCAUUCCCUCGAAAUCACCUACAGGCAAUGUUGGGAACACUUAGUUUGGUUAGAUCCAGCAAAUUAUGGUGGAGUAUUAGGUAAACCUAAUAACGAAGAAAGUCCCCAAGAAGAUGAGGAUGACAAUGAUGACGAUGAAGAAGAAAUUCCAACAGUUGCUAUGAAUUGGAAUAUCGCGGAGCAACUUCCGGAGGCUGCCAACUGUCGUAAUAACUUUAAUGCCGUCAUAGCUGGUUACAUUAAUGCCAUCUACUCCCGUUUAAAACAUAACAUGAGUAGACCUAACGUGGCGCCUGUCGUUCUCAGCCAGCCUGCUUUUGGAUUGGGAGCAUAUGAGAGUGUUAUGGAAUACGCUAAAGAUCUGCUCUCGGGGGAAAUUAGCCAGACUUUAUUUCAAAUGACAGAAAGGAUGAACAACCGUUUACAGAAUUCAGGGGACGGUACUAAUCCUGCUCUCACGUUUGUUAAUUCUGUUUGCCAUAUAUUAGGAUUAGAUUCGGCAAUGGAAGAACCUGUAUCUAACUUAAAGAAUAAUUUAUUGAGGCUUAUUGGCGUUGGUGAAUACUCUGAAAGCGCCAUUUGGCAUGAUCCAACUGUAUCAUAUGUCAUUCCCCAAAUAAUAUGCAAGGCUUGUAACCACUGCCGAGAUGUAGAUUUGGGCCGUGAUCAACAUAGAACUGAUAAUGCAUGGUUUUGUCCAUUAUGUAACACUUCGUAUGAUAAUGCUGAAAUACAAAGUCAACUUUUGGAAAUAAUUUCCAAGAAAUUUAUGGCCUAUAAUCUUCAGGAUCUGCAAUGCAAAAAGUGUAGUCAGGUGAAAAUGGAGAACCUUAUUCGCCGCUGUCAAUGUGCAUCAGAAUUUAAAUGUCUUCUAUCAAGAAAAGAUCUAAUCAAACUACUAGAGACACUUUUAAAAUUAGCAGAAAAAUUUUCUAUGUCCGCGUUGGCUGAAACUGUUCGUAAGAUCCUAGAGCUUACAUGACAUUAAAUAUACAAGUGUAUUAAAAAUAAUAAACUAA